Opisthorchis viverrini is the source of this 1677-nucleotide messenger RNA. RefSeq lists its product as hypothetical. Gene Ontology annotation, biological process: regulation of DNA-templated transcription. The coding region runs from base 10 to 1677 and encodes 555 amino acids. Gene Ontology annotation, molecular function: DNA-binding transcription activator activity, RNA polymerase II-specific; protein heterodimerization activity. Gene Ontology annotation, cellular component: nucleus; CCAAT-binding factor complex. The transcript has 5 exons. The record is from RefSeq and is a predicted model, not a curated record. Lineage: Eukaryota; Metazoa; Platyhelminthes; Trematoda; Opisthorchiida; Opisthorchiidae.
GUUAGCGCCAUGGAUUAUUCGCUCGAUCAGUUGACAGAUUGUCAGAGUCAGAUGCUUUCCUACUGGGAGCUCAUUCGUGUCGAAAUAGAAAAUAUACGAUCGGAUCAUUCCGCAUUUAAGACGCAAGAUUUACCACUUGCUCGGAUAAAAAAGAUAAUGAAGCUUGAUGAUGAUAUCAAAACAAUGAUGAUCAGUGCAGAAGCUCCGAUCCUAUUCGCCAAAGCUGCUGAGUUAUUCAUUCGUGAGCUCACCCUACGUGCGUGGAUUCAUACGGAACGAAAUCGGCGUCGCACCCUGCAGCGGAACGAUAUUGCAAUGGCAGUAAGCGACGGAGAUACGGACCAGUUUGACUUCCUCAUCGACAUUGUCCCACGCGAGGAAGUUCGAGGGCACCGACGGCCUCAUUCGUCGUCGACAAUCACAAAUCAGAAUAUUAACGUUCCAUCUUCCGUUACGGUUAAGUCGGAGAAUACAACCGGCUCUAGUCCCUUCACCACCGCUAACGGUCGAAUCAGCACGCACAGUAUCUCCACGCUCCCAACUGAUGCAUCCGCGGCAACAACUCAUCCACAAGCAGUCACUAUUACUCUGGGUGGUACUGCGACCUCGGCAGCGGGCACCCCCGAUGUGGUGGACAACACUACGGUUGUUCAACCGAGCCAGACACCAACUAUCCAGUUUGCCACAGCGCCUACUGCAGUUCAGUCCACCGCAGCACUCGUAACUGGUCAGGCAACGACAACGAACAACAAUAACAGCCUAUCCUCAAGUACAACUGCCACAGUUGCCACUACGACAACCGCCCCAGCAGUAGCCCCCAUACAGUACGUGCUGCAGCUUCCUGUUGGGGCUGGAGGCGCCGCUGCUGGACAGCCUUUCCAAAUUCAACUUUUACCUCAACAUUUCCAGUCGAGCAGCACGGAUGCUAUGUCUUCCCCUACUGUGGCUGGACAGACCGGCACACUGCUGACAGACGUCAACGGCAAUUCCGUUCCUGUGGUGCAGGUCGUUUCCCAGGGUGCCGCUGGACUCGCUUUACCAACAAUCUUGCAAGAUUCCAACGGGCAACGAACACAAAUACUACAACUUCAGCGCCCCACACUACUGCUACAGCCAUCUGACUCGAUGUUGGGUGCCACUGCUGUCCUAACUUCCAACAGUACAGACGGUGUAAACGGACAGGAACAACACAUUGCCUAUGCGUUGCACCAUCCGCAACAAAUAAUUCAGGCAGAUGUAACCAGUGAAGCAGACCAGAGUGCACAACUACUACUGACGUUCGCCGACCAUACGGCAUGUGUAGAGGAACCAGAGAAUGAACCAGACCCCAACAUGGAAACGGUUGAGACGAUUAACGACGUGGAAGCCGGCCCAGAGGAAAGCCAUAUUGUCGAGGAAGAAACUGUCACAUCAGAAAACUUCGCCGACGUUGUUCAGACUUAUCCAACAGAAGACUCUGUCAACUCAAAUCAGAUAACUGAUAAUGAUCAACUUCGCGACUCCGAGAGGACGUCAAAUGCAGAGAAUGUAGUGGAAGAGCUGCAACUUUCUGCCCCCGAAAAUGACACAGACCUGGGUGAGGUCGAUUCGGUUGUAGGCGAUGGCGAACCGGUAGACGACAAUCAACCGGAACUAGCCACGAGUGUGGACACGAUGACUGUCGAGGACCAAUCAUAA